AUGGGGCCGCCGCCCGGGGCCGGGGUCUUGUGCCGCGGCGACUGCGGCUUUUCCCGAUUGCUGGCGUGGUGCUUCCUGCUGGCGCUGAGCUCCCAUGCCCCCGGCUCCCGGGGAGCCGAGGCAGUGUGGACCGCGUACCUCAACGUGUCCUGGCGGGUUCCGCACACCGGAGUGAACCGCACAGUGUGGGAGCUGAGCGAGGAGGGCGUGUACGGCCAGGAUUCGCCGCUCGAGCCUGUGGCUGGGGUCCUGGUGCCGCCCGACGGGCCGGGGGCGCUCAACGCCUGUAACCCGCACACGAAUUUCACGGUGCCCACGGUCCCAGGGGACUGGGGAAGCACCGUGCAGGUCUCUUGGUUGGCCCUCAUCCAGCGCGGCGGGGGCUGCACCUUCGCCGACAAGAUCCAUCUGGCUUACGAGAGAGGGGCGUCUGGAGCCGUCAUCUUUAACUUCCCGGGGACCCGCAAUGAGGUCAUCCCCAUGUCUCACCCGGGUGCAGGAGACAUUGUUGCAAUCAUGAUUGGCAAUCUGAAAGGCACAAAAAUUCUACAAUCUAUUCAAAGAGGCAUACAAGUAACAAUGGUCAUCGAAGUAGGGAAAAAACAUGGCCCUUGGGUGAAUCACUAUUCAAUUUUCUUCGUUUCUGUGUCCUUUUUUAUUAUUACGGCAGCAACUGUGGGCUAUUUUAUCUUUUAUUCUGCUCGAAGAUUACGGAAUGCAAGAGCUCAAAGCAGGAAACAGAGACAAUUAAAGGCAGAUGCUAAAAAAGCUAUUGGGAGGCUUCAACUACGUACACUGAAACAAGGAGACAAGGAAAUUGGCCCUGAUGGAGAUAGUUGUGCUGUGUGUAUUGAACUAUAUAAACCAAAUGAUUUGGUGCGCAUCUUAACCUGCAACCAUAUUUUCCAUAAGACAUGUGUUGACCCUUGGCUGUUAGAACACAGGACUUGCCCCAUGUGCAAAUGUGACAUACUCAAAGCUUUGGGAAUUGAGGUGGAUGUUGAAGAUGGAUCAGUGUCUUUACAAGUCCCUGUUUCCAAUGAAACAUCAAAUAGUGCCUCUCCUCAUGAAGAGGAUAAUCGCAGUGAGACUGCAUCGUCUGGCUAUGCUUCUGUUCAGGGAGCAGAUGAACCACCUUUAGAAGAACAUGUGCAGUCAGCAAAUGAAAAUCUCCAGCUGGUAAACCAUGAGGCAAGUUCCAUGGCAGUGGAUGUUGUUCCUCAUGUUGACAACCCAACCUUUGAAGAAGAUGAAACUCCUGAUCAAGAGACUGCUGUUCGAGAAAUUAAAUCAUAAAAUCUGUGUCAAUAGAAAACUUGAAACUUUAGUAAUAACAGAACUGCCAAUCAGGGCUAGUUUACUAUUAAUGAACUGGAUAAACUUAAUUAAAUAAGAAUGAUACUGAAAGUGCUGAGAUGACUACUAUAAUGCUAUAGUUAAAUUACUUAAAAUAUUUAAUCUAUUAACUUUUUUCCACAAACUCAUAAUGUUUUUCAUAGGCAAGUGUCCUCUCGAUAGUGAUAGCAACAUUUUUAAACAUUUAAAACUCUCUUCAAGUAGUCAUGUUUUUCAUUUAUAACAAUUUUCUUACAAAAACAUGUUGCUUUUAAAAUGUGGAGUAGCUGUAAUCACUUUAUUUUAUGAUAGUAUCUUAAUUAAAAAUACUACUAUUUUAGCUUGGGCUAUCUGUGUCAGGGUUUUUCUCCAGGUGCUUAUAUUGAUCUGGAAUUGUAAUGUAAAAAGCAAUGCAAACUUAGGCUAGUACUUCAUGAAAUGUCUCUUUAGGCUACAUUAAGUUGAUAGAACAAGAUUAAAGCAAAGUAUUCAUUUUAACAAUUUCUUGUUUUUAAAAAUUAGGCUAAAUGUACUUCAUGUGAGUGUUGAGCAUAGUUUAUCAGAGAAUAUGGACUGGACUGGAUUGAUUGGUAUAUUAAUGACACCAAUUUGACAUAAGAUUAUAGACAAAAAGAUUCUUUAUAAAAAUGCUGUAUAACUAUUCCUCAAAAUUAUGGGAUUUUCAAAAGCAGAGUAUAUAAAUUAUACUAUUUGAAAAUGAUAAUGAGUAAGUCACACAAAAAUUGGUAAUUGAUCUUUGUGUAUGAAUUUGUCUGCAGAAAUCAUUCUGUAGAAAAUGUUUUCCAAACAAUGUCAACUUUGAAAAUUGAGUUUAUAUUUUACCUAAAUGGGCUAAAAUUACAUUAGGUAAACAAAAAUUCUGUCCAUAUAGCUAUAAAUUUUGUGAACACAUUUUCUUGGUGUUUGAAAAAGAAUUGGGGGGGGGGGAGAAUUCCAGGUGCCUUAAUAUAAAGUUUGAAGCUUUCAUCCACCAAAGUAAAAUAGAGCUACUUAAAAAUGCACUUUAUUUGUAUUCUGUGUGGCUUAUCGUGGUUUUAAAGUUAUGUUUCCAGUGCAAAUUCCAGCAGAAUUUAGGCAAAAGCUGAACAGACAUGUAUUUUUGUUUGCUAAAUGUAGAAUGGACAAAACCAUUGCAUUCUUGUACACUGAUUUGAAAUGCUGUAAAUAUUUCCCGAUUUGUAUUGAUUCUCUUUAAAUAUAAAAUGUAAAUAAAAUAUUCCAAUAAAAG
This is a messenger RNA of Neomonachus schauinslandi (Hawaiian monk seal), 2584 nucleotides long. It is a transcript of the gene RNF128, whose product is annotated as ring finger protein 128. Lineage: Eukaryota; Metazoa; Chordata; Mammalia; Carnivora; Phocidae. The transcript is spliced from 7 exons. Bases 1 to 1296 code for a protein of 431 amino acids. The record is from RefSeq and is a predicted model, not a curated record.